AUGGCUGAUAUUGUAAGUAAGCAUCAGGUUACCUUGAAGCUUUGGGUAAACAAAGAACGCAACAAAGUUUUCUUUGCCAAGGCAGAAAAGGACUUCGUGGACGUUCUGAUUAGCUUCUUAACAUUGCCGUUGGGCACCAUUGUAAGACUUGCGAACAAGGAGUCUAAUAUGGAUCUAGUUGAAUUUGGCUCACUGAGCUCACUAUAUAAAAGUGUGGAAAAUCUUGAUAAUGAGUGUCUAUGCACAGAUACGUGCAAAGAAAUGCUGCUGCGACCGAGGAACUCAUUGGAAGCUUACUGCAGGAAUAUGAAGCUAAACAUUGACGACACAGAACCCACCAAGUACUUGGUAUGUAACGACUUGGUCAAUUGUCGACACUACUACCCGGUCUUGUUGAGCACCUUCAGAAAUAAAAGGUGCAGCUGUGGGAACACAUUGGGAAAACCGAUUUCUCCUGAAAGUCAAUGCUCAAAUGUUUUUGAUGGUUUUGUCAAGAGUAAUGCUACUUUUAUGAUCACGGACGAUCUGAAAGUUUUGUCAGACUCAUUGAAUACUAUCCUUUCUGUACUUAUGAGCUCUGGAUUAGAGAACGCGUCUUUGCUGACUGAAAUGACAGUGUCUAUAACGAAGACCCAGGUUUCUUUAUUUACACUGCCUUAA
Molecule: messenger RNA, 660 nt
Organism: Glycine soja
Lineage: Eukaryota; Viridiplantae; Streptophyta; Magnoliopsida; Fabales; Fabaceae
Exons: 1
Coding region: 1-660 (219 amino acids)
Source: RefSeq, a predicted model, not a curated record